GCCAGGGCCUCAAUGAGUAGUGGUUAGCAGCAGGGCACGGUGCUUUUGGUUCUCCCUCUGCUGCUCUGUGGAUUAGCUGCCGCUCCCAGGAUUGCCAUCGCAGAAGGGCCAGGACUCACUGUGGUCUCUCAGCACAGAGCUUGAUGGCGGGAUCUUGUGAGAUCAGCAACAUCUUCUCUAACUACAUCAGCGCCAUGUACCAGCCAGAGGAGGGGCAGCCGACCCUGGAUGUGCUGGGACACCUUGGGGACGACAGCACCCUGGGGCUGAGCCUCCCCACCAGCCAGCCCCUGGCAGACAGCACAGACAAGCCGGAGUGGUUCAGUGAGCUCCCAUACUUCUGGACCAAGGUGCAGGUGCUGGAGUGGAUCAGCUACCAUGUGGAGAAGAACAAAUAUGAUGCCAGCUCCAUCGACUUCUCCUGCUGCAAUAUGGAUGGGCAUGCGCUCUGCCACUGCACAAGGGACCAGAUGCGCCUCAUCUUUGGGCCCCUGGGGGAUGAGCUCUAUGACCGCCUGCAUGAGAUCACCUCUGAUGAGCUGAAUUGGAUCAUUGACUUGCUGGAGAAAGAGGAUGUGACUUCCCAAGAGACAUUCCUGGAUACCAGCCACCUGGAGCUGGGAAAUCCCUGUGCCAAGGACUCCCUGGAGGAGAUGAAGUUCACAAACCCUUUCCUCUCCACAGAUUUUAGCUGCUUGCCUGGUGCCAUGUCACCAGGCAGCUCAGAUAUCUCAGGGCCUGUGAUGUCCCAUAGCCCCAACUCCCAGGACUCCGGUGGAAGUGACCUUGACCUUGACCUUGACCCUGCAGAAGCAAAGCUCUUCCCUGAUGAUGGCUUUGCAGGGGGCAAGAAAGGGGACAGCAAACAUGGCAAGCGGAAACGGGGACGGCCCCGAAAACUCAGCAAGGAGAGCAGAGACUGCCUGGAGAACCGGAAGAGCAAGCACUCCCCAAGAGGUACCCACCUGUGGGAGUUUAUCCGGGACAUCCUGAUCCACCCUGAGCUGAAUGAGGGGCUGAUGAAGUGGGAGGACCGGCGGGAAGGUGUCUUCAAGUUCCUGCGCUCAGAGGCAGUGGCUCAGCUCUGGGGCCAGAAGAAGAAGAAUAGCAGCAUGACCUAUGAGAAGCUGAGCCGAGCCAUGCGGUAUUACUACAAACGGGAGAUCCUGGAAAGAGUUGAUGGGCGACGGCUCGUGUACAAAUUCGGGAAGAACUCCAGCGGUUGGAAAGAGGAGGAGGUGUUGAACAGGAACAAGGAGCUGUAAAGGUCCUGGAUGAACUGGGGCCCAGCAAGCCCCCCAGGACCAGCCCGAACCUGGCUUCUUGGCAGGAAACUUUGCCUACUGUUGGAUCCAGAAGCUGCUGCCCCAUGCAGCGUUUGAGACUGCAGCCCCUUAUAUGGGCACACAUGCACGCUGGUGACUACCAGCACUGAGAUAUUUAAAGCUAAUUUUUUGGCUCCAGUAGGUUAUUGUAAACCAUUAUUUCCCUCAUUGGAUUUGUACCUCCAACUGGAGUUUCAGUGACUUUGGCUGUUUCAAAGCCUGGACAAAGGCAAAGAGGAAGAGAAAUCUGGGUAACAGAUGGCACCGAAGUGAGAACCCAGCAGGUAUCCUGCUGGCAGCCACCUCCUGCCCGGACAGAGGGACAGUGCCACUAUUUCAUCUGUGACCAGAAAGGAAUCAACCCAACUAUGAGGCCUUUCUAGAAUGUCCUCCUCCAGUGCUGUUCAAGGCCUGCUAAAGGUGUCCACUGUCCUAUUUUCUCCACAUGGGAUGAGUGAGGCCCCUCUGUGCAGCAGCUCCUCGACAUGGCACCAGCCAAGAGCAGAUGGAGACAGCACAGAGUUUCAUCCAGCUCUGGAAAAUCCACAGAAGGAGAGAGGACUCCAGACAGCAGGGCCUGUUUGAGUUUCCAGUCUGGCCACCUGUAUCUGGAAACAGGCCUUUUUCCCAAGAGUGGCUUCUAAUUUAUGUAAGACAUAAAAAGGCACAGAAUGAAUGUACAGAUCUAUUUUUUCAUGAAUAAGAUGUUCCCGUGUGACAAGGUGCAUUGUAGGGCACGCACGUGUCUUGUGGCAGGUGGUGAUGCUCAGCUGGACUGAAGCAAUGUCACAGGGGCACAGACUGGCUCUGUGUCAGCCACAGGAGGGGGAUGCUAGCCCAGCCAGGCACCCAGCAGGUGCAUGU
Molecule: messenger RNA, 2189 nt
Organism: Struthio camelus australis
Lineage: Eukaryota; Metazoa; Chordata; Aves; Struthioniformes; Struthionidae
Gene: ELF3
Product: E74 like ETS transcription factor 3
Biological process (GO): regulation of transcription by RNA polymerase II; cell differentiation
Cellular component (GO): nucleus
Molecular function (GO): DNA-binding transcription factor activity, RNA polymerase II-specific; sequence-specific DNA binding
Source: RefSeq, a predicted model, not a curated record